This is a messenger RNA of Cryptotermes secundus, 2048 nucleotides long. Its product is annotated as clavesin-1. Gene Ontology annotation, cellular component: membrane. The coding region runs from base 89 to 967 and encodes 292 amino acids. The transcript has 8 exons. The record is from RefSeq and is a predicted model, not a curated record. Gene Ontology annotation, molecular function: phosphatidylinositol bisphosphate binding. Lineage: Eukaryota; Metazoa; Arthropoda; Insecta; Blattodea; Kalotermitidae.
CAGUAUCAUUAUGAAUUGGUCAGUCCAGAGAAGGGAGCUCACUGAUCGACAUCUCAUAUCUCCUGGAAAGAAUAAACUUGAAUGAAAAAUGACUAACAUCAUAGCAAAGAUAAGAAUAGAAACUGGUGCUCCCUCAGAAGAAGUUCGGCUUAUAGCUGAGAAGGAACUGAGAGAGACGCCGGACAGAGUCAGAAAAGCAACUACAGCUCUUCGAGAACUUCUGAGGUCUGACACAACGUUAUAUUUCCGGGACGAUGAUGAGUUCCUUAUCAGAUUCCUGCGGCCCACCAAGUUCUACCCUGAGAGCGCACUGCAGCUGAUGAGAAGAGCUGCAGAGUUCAAGCUGAAGAAUGCAUCCAUAUUGGACAACUUAAUGCCCGCCGAUGAGGAGAAGUCGUUUCUGGAGAACCACGUAGUAAAUGUGUUAGUGGACAGGGACCAAAAGGGUAGACGGAUACUUGUAACGUAUAAUGGAGCAAUUUGGGAUCCCUCUAAAGUGAGUGCAGACCAGAUAUUCAGGAUAUUCUACCUUAUACAUCUAGCAGCGAUGAAAGAGCCUCAAUCGCAGAUCUGCGGAACUGUGGUCAUUAUGGAUUUCGAUGGCUUAGGAAUGAAACAAGUGAAAGGGCUUACACCUUCUUUCUCCAUAAGACUUCUAACCUUCAUUCAGGAAGCAAUGCCAUUACGACUGAAAGAAGUUCACAUCGUUAAUCAACCGUACCUAUUCAACGUGGUGUGGCAAAUGUUCAAGCCCUUCGUUAAAGAUAAACUGAAGAAGAGGAUGUUCUUCCAUGGAAAGAAAAUGGAAUCGCUACAUGAACACAUAGAUCCUGCCUACCUGCCCGAAAACUAUGGCGGUAAACUUCCCAAGAUCAAUUACUCGAGUGUAGAUUGGUAUCCUGUCAUCAGAAGCUUGGACGAUGACUUCAAGGAGUGGAAUUCCUUUGGUAUCGUUGAGAAGAAGUGAAGAGGAGAUGAAGUGGCAACCUUCGGUGAAGUGGCUGCAGACGAAAGCAAAAAUAUUUGCGGAACUGUCAUGCAUAUGACAUUCAUUUCCACUCACACGUUACCUCAAUGCCAUCUCUACUUGACACAAUCGGUGUCCUUGUCCAUUCCAUAUUGAAUAUCAAGUCUCGCACUCAAGUUCAUAUAACCAUAUCUGUAAACUUUAGCAUAAUCAAUUACUUCAGUUAUAUUAUCCCUCUUCUAUAAAAAAAUAACAUUUUAACCAAUUCUUAGAGAGUUGCAGUGCAUUUGGAUUUUGGUGAUUUUUUCUUUCUCAAAAGAAGUAAAAUUUUGAAGUAUUGCGCAAAAUCAUUUUAUAAUAAUCCAGAGAUAAUUUGAUGCAAUUUAAUAAUGUUGGCGAAAUAUAACACCAUUCAACACUACUCUUCUACAUUUCCUUGCGCAAUUCUUCAAGAACUGAUCUUAAUACAGAUUAAAGAGCAAAACAAAGGCAACAGUUGUUUCUGCUAGAUGUCAGACAUUGGUGUAGCUUCAUGAUGUUUGAUUCUUCCACAAUUCAUUUUAAUAAAAGCAAAUUUAAUCUGUUAGUAAAUGUUUAUGGUAAUGUGUAAUUUAUAUUGAUUAAAAGCCACAAGUAAUUAAAUAUUGAAAGAUGGCCAGCGAAUUUUCUUUUGUUAAGUUCGCUAGUGAUCAAUGAACUCAAGCCAGAACGGCUACUUUUUAAAAUAAGAUAUUUAAUGUAUGUUGUGGGAGGGCUUAGAAAAUAUUUUAUUUGCAAGUUUCAAAAUUUACCAUAUAAUCAGGAACAAAAUUACAGUAUUUCACUAAUAUUCAAUUAACACCAUGUGAUAUUUAUGGAAAUUAGUUAUGUAAUUGCUUACAACGGGUGAACUGUUUCGACAAAUAGGGUCUAACGCAUUCCAUAAUCCUUCUAUUGAUCGUUAUCCCAAAAUAUGAAACUUCUGUGAGCUCACUGUCAUACUCAAAAUACUGUCACGAUUUAGAGUGACUACAGACGGGGUUUCGCAUAAUUGGAAUUACUGACCAUUUUCAGGCCGUAAAUAAAAAUAACUAUAACACUA